Messenger RNA from Nicotiana tabacum (common tobacco), 1944 nucleotides. RefSeq lists its product as uncharacterized. NCBI's taxonomy places the organism in Eukaryota, Viridiplantae, Streptophyta, Magnoliopsida, Solanales, Solanaceae. The record is from RefSeq and is a predicted model, not a curated record.
AUGGAUCGAAUCUCUCAGUUACCUGACCCUAUUUUGCAGCACAUACUCUUCUUCCUACCUCCAAAAGAUGCAGCUCAAACUAGUGUGCUCUCUAAGACCUGGCUGAAAGUGUGGAAUUUGCUUCCUGUAUUUACAUUUGAUUUUGACCAAAACCUUUCCAUACGGGAACUCUUGUCGACAGAAAAAGAGGGAACGAAACAAGCUGAUGUAAGGGAUGCUUUCCUACGUAUUAUAGAAGGCUCAUUGAUCAACCUCCGCAUCCAAAAGGCAAUAAUAGAGAAAUUCAGGCUUUCUCUUAAACUUUCGGAUCUAAAAAGUGCCUCUUGCAUUGACGAAUGGAUAGGAUUGGCCACCAACAACUGCAUCAAAGAAUUAGACUUUCAUCUAGUCGUUCUAAGAUUGGGAGGCUUUAAGCUCGAGUGGCCUCUAUUUAUUGAUCAUAUAAAGCUUACUAAAUUGAGGGAGCUGUCUCUUACUGAUGUUGCUUUGGAGGAGCGGAUAAUCUUGGAAAUUUUCUCUGCUUGUCCUGCGGUAGAAGAUUUAAGUCUUAUCAGGUGUCGGGGAGUAAAACAUCUAUUGAUAUCUGAUCUCCCGAAUCUUCUGAAGCUUACCUUGCAUCAAGCGAAUGAGAUAACAUAUACAAGUAUUCUGAUUCAAGCUGUUAACCUUCAAAGUCUGUAUUACAGAGGAUAUAACGGCGAGUUAAAUUUUGACGUGGCUGUUUUUAAACUUCUGAAAGAAUUGAGCAUAACAUAUGAGCAGAUUACCGACCAAAUGGUAGAAAAUCUUGUUUCUGACCUACCCAUUCUUGAGAAAUUAGAAUUGAACUUUUGUUUUAAGUUGACGAGGCUUAAAUUUUCGAGUUGUGUGCUUAGGCAGUUGACAUUCUGUUCUCACAAGAGUCUGAUGGAAGUUGAGAUAGACACCCCAAAGCUGCUCCGUUUUGAAUAUGGAGCUCCUAAAUUGCCUGUCAUAUUCUCUUUGACAAGAUCUUCUUUACAGGAAUCUUAUCUCAAAUUAACACCCAAUGAUCAUCUCAACACAAGUUGGUUUCAAAAUUUGAGGGCAUAUCUAUCUAGAUUCGAACAACUGAAUGUACUAGUUUUGUCUAUAAAUUCAACGAAUAUUACAUUUAUUGCGGAAGAACUGAAUGGAACAUCAUCCUGCCCGUUAUCUGUUGUCAAGCAUUUGAAGAUACAGCAAGUUAUGCAAUCUCUAAAUUUCGAAACUCUGUUAGAUAGUUUGCUUUGGACCUGUCAUCCAGAGACUUUAUCAGUUGACAGAACCUGGGAGCACAAUGAAGAAUUUAUACAGUUCUUAAGGGAGAAACUAAUUGAAAGAGAGAUUGUCCCUCCCUGCUGUGACUCUAGAUGCAUCAAAUGUUGGAGGCACUAUCUUAAAAAAGUUGAAGUUGAGAGCUCUACUAGACAGUAUGGGAAUCCUUCUUCUCCACGGCAAGUCUCAACCAUUUGUUUCUAACUGAGAUGGUAGAACGCUGACGCUAUAAGUUUGUUGGUCUUAGGCUGAAAAUUAAUCUUAUCUGGCUUGAUUUGCUUAUUUUUCACCACUUUAUUUUCUCUCUUUUUGCCUCUUAUUGCUUAACCAGAUUAUUCCUAGAUCAUCUAAGUACUAUUGUGGGGUGUCAGUGAGUAAAACAUCUUUUGAUAUCUGUAUCUUCCCCAACUUAAUAGGCUUAUUUUAUGUCAAGGAAAUGAGAAACACCAGCCAGAGGUAUAGAAGAUUCAGAUAAAAGCAAUUAUCCUCAAGUCUAUAAAUCAAAUGAAGUAAGAAGCAAGUUAAAUUUGAUGUUACUGCUUUCAAACUUCUGAAAGGAUUGAGCAUAACCUGUUGCAGUUUGCUGAUCCAUCGAAUGUUAGAAAUCUUCUUUCUAAACUACCCUUCUUGAGAAUGUAGAAUUGAAAUCUUGUUUUAAGUUGAUAGGAU